AUAUUAAUUUGAUAUUUUAAAAUGUUGACUACCGAAACCUGUCGAAUAUGUUUGAAUAAAAACGUCCCUAUGUUUACACUUAAGAAUAAUUUAGAAAAAUUAUACGAAACACUAACAAAUAGAUAUAUUUAUUCUGUUGAUAAGCCGGUAUUAACUUGUUUCAUUUGUUACGCGAGGUUGAAAAGAUGUACAAAACUACAACAGCAAGCGAUUAAGUCUCAUGAAAUAUUAGAAAAGAUAAAUGAUGAAGGAAAUGAGUUUAUCCAGUUGAUUGAAACACAGAAAAAUCUAGAUGAAUUUCAAAUUACACCUAUUUAUCAUUUAGAUUUAGAACAGGUAAAUGAGGAGAUAGAUUCUAAAUCAAAUAUUAACUUAAUACCAAAUCUAGUUAAAAAUGAACCGGAAAAUGGAAUUGAAGAGGAUGCAAUGAAUAAUGAAGACUCUGCUAUCACUCCGGGACUGAAUUUUGAUACAUUCCAAGACAGAGUAACGGAUUCAGAAGAUGACUUACCUCUGAUAGCUAUAGGUUCAAAAAAGACGAAGAAUACAAAAACAAUUAAACGGAGAAAUAAAGAUGAUAAAGAUUACAAAGUGGAUGCAAAAGAAAUAGAAUUAACCGAAGAGGAACAAAGAAUGGAAUUAAAAGAGCGCUCUUGUUCAGAUAAUUAUAUAAAUUCUCCAUACAAAUGUGAGAAAUGUUACAAAGGUUUUGUUGAUCCGCACGCUUUUAGUAAUCAUAUGGGAAAACAUGAUAAAAGUAGCGGUCCAUAUGAAUGUACGAUAUGUCAACUUAGAUAUACAAGUACUAGACAAUUACGUGCCCAUGUGAUGUCAGCACAUGCCCGGAGAUAUUCCUGCACAAAAUGCCCUCAUCGGUCACAUACAAGACACCAAGCUAAGGAUCAUGAGAAAUGGCAUAAUGGAUAUACAUAUCCUUGUAGGAUAUGUGGACAGAAGUUUCAAAAACCGACAUCAUUUUUAACGCAUAUGCGUAAAAAACAUUCGGAGCAUGUCUGCGUGAAAUGCGGCGACAGUUUUGUUGGUAGACACGGACUGUUGAUGCAUAUCAGUAAAACACAUAGACGACAAGAGGAGAAAGAUAACACAGAAGAAGCUGCGUUGGACAGAUACUGUUCAGAUUGCAACAUACAAUUUUUGAAUGUGAAUGCAUGGAAGAAACAUGUCUUGACAUCAUACAAACAUAUGAGAAAUGAUAGCAGUUCUUGUGAUAUUUGCGGGGUAUUACUGACUUUGGAGAAUCGCGGGUUACAUAUGCGUAGUCACAUGAAGGAGCUUCGCCCCCAAGUUGCAGCUGAAGCACCCGCGACACCAGCACUCACAUGUACACAGUGUGAGAGUCAGUUCACAUCGCGUUCCCGACUACAAGCGCACGUGAGACGUGUCCAUCUCGGUCUCAAAUACGAUAAGAAUGUCGUCUGCGAGAUGUGCGGAAAGAAAUGUACCUCAGCAGCCGGCCUGCGUUACCAUCAGCGCGUGCACACAGGCGAGAGGCCGUACGCGUGCGCGCUGUGCCCUGCGCGCUUCGCACAUCGCGCUCGACUGCGUGUACACGCGCGUACGCACUCCGGCGACCGCCCAUACGCCUGCCACACGUGUGAUAAGCGCUUCACGCAGAAACCAGCGCUCAAUAGGCAUUACAGAGUCCAUUCAGGUGCGAGGCCGUAUGCGUGUACGCAGUGUACAAAAUGCUUUAGUCAAUCCAACUCGCUCAAGUUACAUGUACGAACUGUACACCUCAAGUUGCCUCACGUCAGGAAGAAAGAUAUCAGCCAGCAAUAAAUUAUAUAAGAAAUU
Messenger RNA from Papilio xuthus (Asian swallowtail), 1815 nucleotides. RefSeq names its product oocyte zinc finger protein XlCOF6. Gene Ontology annotation, molecular function: zinc ion binding. NCBI's taxonomy places the organism in Eukaryota, Metazoa, Arthropoda, Insecta, Lepidoptera, Papilionidae. Gene Ontology annotation, cellular component: nucleus. The record is from RefSeq and is a predicted model, not a curated record. Bases 22 to 1800 code for a protein of 592 amino acids. The transcript is spliced from 13 exons.